Colias croceus (clouded yellow) is the source of this 1418-nucleotide messenger RNA. RefSeq names its product UDP-glycosyltransferase UGT5-like. The transcript is spliced from 7 exons. The record is from RefSeq and is a predicted model, not a curated record. Gene Ontology annotation, molecular function: UDP-glycosyltransferase activity. NCBI's taxonomy places the organism in Eukaryota, Metazoa, Arthropoda, Insecta, Lepidoptera, Pieridae. The coding region runs from base 90 to 1415 and encodes 441 amino acids.
CGUACAUAACAGCUUUCCCGGAAAAUACGUUUCAUAAGAAUCUCACGAAGAUACACGCGAAUAAAAGUCAUGAAGUUCUAACAGAGCAAAUGACCAAUAUAAAAUCUUUAAUGGACAGGGAAAUCAGUUUGCAAGACCCAAGCGUUCUUUUCUUGAUGUUCGAGGCCAUCGGAAAUAAAACGGUGUCUAUUCCAGCGGUCCAAGAGCUAUUUAUGGAUAAGAAUCAAAAAUUUGACGCCAUAGUUGCUGAAUGGAUGUUCUCAGAACUGUAUGCUGGUAUACAAGCAAUCUACGAAUGUCCAAUGAUCUGGUUCUCAACUGUGGAUCCGCAUUGGAUGGUGCUCAAGUUAAUAGAUGAAAUUCCCAACCCAGCGUAUAUUCCGGAUUGCUUAUCUUCUGAUAUCCCUCCAUUUUCCUUCUGGCAGCGAGCAAAGGAGCUAUUUUCCAUGCUUUUUAUACAAUUACUUAAAUAUUGGGCCACAUAUGACAAAGAACAGCAAUAUUACGAGGAAUAUAUAGUACCCCAUAUCAGAGAUAAGAGUAAACCUGUGCCAUCGUUGGAAACAUUGAGAUACAACGCGUCUUUGAUGUUGGGUAACUCUCACCCCUCUAUGGGAGGGUCUAUGAAAUUACCACAGAAUUACAAGCCAAUUGGUGGUUACCAUAUUGAUACGAAUGUUAAACCUUUGCCAGAGAAUCUCAAGAACAUCAUGGACAAUGCAAAGCAUGGAGUAAUUUACUUCAGUAUGGGAUCUAAUUUGCGGAGUGAAAACUUUCCAAAAGAGUUGAAAGAGGGACUUGUAAAAAUGUUAGGAGAGUUCAAACAGACUGUUAUUUGGAAAUUUGGAGAAGAUUUACCGAACCGUCCGAAAAAUGUCCAUAUUGUGCAAUGGGCACCGCAGCCAAGCAUUUUAGCUCAUCCUAACUGCGUGUUAUUCAUCACCCACGGUGGUCUGCUGUCAACCACUGAAGCAAUCCACUUUGGUGUUCCUAUUGUCGGUAUCCCAGUGUUUGCUGACCAGUUCACUAAUAUCGAACGCGCUGUGAACAAGGGAUUCGCGAAGAAAGUAACGCUCUCCUAUACUAUGACUGAGGAACUUAAAAAACAAGUUGAGGCUAUUUUGAGCGAUCCCAAAUAUGCAGCAAAAGCAAAGGAAUUAUCGCUUAUUUACCAUGAUCGUCCAGUAUCGCCUGGUAAUGAGCUGGUACACUGGGUAGAGCACGUGAUUAAGACAAAUGGUGCGCCGCAUCUACGCUCUCCCGCGCUUGUGGUGCCCUGGUACCAGAAAUUAUACCUCGACUUACUUGCUGUUAUCUUAGUAGUUGUUUUAAGUAUUGUGUAUUUAUUACGGAAACUGUAUAGACGUAUAUUCAAAAAAUCUAUCAAAAAUUUAGGUAAUAAGAAAAAUAAUUAAACU